Messenger RNA from Sciurus carolinensis (gray squirrel), 2401 nucleotides. Its product is annotated as histone H4. Bases 50 to 361 code for a protein of 103 amino acids. The record is from RefSeq and is a predicted model, not a curated record. Gene Ontology annotation, cellular component: nucleosome. NCBI's taxonomy places the organism in Eukaryota, Metazoa, Chordata, Mammalia, Rodentia, Sciuridae. Gene Ontology annotation, molecular function: DNA binding; protein heterodimerization activity; structural constituent of chromatin. Gene Ontology annotation, biological process: nucleosome assembly. The transcript has a single exon.
UCAGCUGUACUCACUGCUGUUUUUCUAGGUAGGUGGUGCUAGUUACAAGAUGUCUGGACGCGGAAAAGGAGGCAAAGGACUUGGGAAAGGAGGCGCCAAGCGCCACCGGAAGGUCUUGCGAGACAACAUCCAGGGCAUUACGAAGCCAGCUAUUCGCCGCCUGGCCCGCCGUGGGGGCGUCAAGCGCAUCUCUGGGCUCAUCUACGAAGAGACCCGGGGAGUUCUCAAAGUCUUCUUGGAAAACGUGAUCCGCGACGCGGUGACUUACACAGAGCAUGCCAAGCGCAAGACAGUGACAGCCAUGGACGUGGUCUACGCUCUGAAGCGCCAGGGCCGCACCCUCUACGGCUUCGGCGGUUGAGCUGUCUCCUCAGCGCUCCCUCCACACUCCAAAGGCCCUUUUCAGGGCCCCCAAAGCGUCAAGAAAAGAGCUGUAAACACCACCUGCAAACAUCAGGUUGGGCACAGUAAAGCGGUGAUUAGAUGUGGGACUUUGCUCUGGGUUAGGCACGAGUUACGCAGGAGAGGAAAAGCAUUAAGUCUCUGGGCUGGGGUCCCCUUUGUUCUGGAUAGAGCUUGAGAUGUGAUUCCCAGUGGCCAUAGUCAAUAGUACGUAUGUUAGACGAACGUCUUUGUCAGCAAACCCAAGUAUUAAAAGCGGUCCACCUCUUCUACGCAGUCAUCCUCCCUCCCGGAGUAUAUAUAGUAGUUGAUAUGCAAAUAAGGGUGAGCCGAUUUGCCCUUCCCAUUGGUUAGGAGAACCGGGCGUCAGAGGGGCGGUUCUUGGCGUUGUAACCCGCUGGAUAGGAACAGGGGCAGGCGGUCGCAGUGUCUUACGGGAAGCCUGUUGGCUCAAGAUGCAGCCCAGGUGUGGAGCGUUAGAGUCUUUCCGAGUGUGAAUGCCACAUUUCUUUGCUGUAGUGUAGAGAGAGGUGACCUAGCACAGCUAGGUGUUGAAAGGUGACAAAGUGAGGGUGGAAACCUGAGGCCCGGCCAAAGUUCGCGAUCCUUUGUACUUCCCAUGGGCCAGCUGCAUAAAGUCAGCUACGCAGAGCGGAUGCGGGUCUUGCCGCAUUUCUGGAGCGGGUGGGCACUACGUCUCCCCGGGGCAAGAGAAACCGGGUCUUUAACAUCUACAUAUCGCAAAGUUGCCAGGAGUCCGAGGCAUCCUUGUACUAGUGGCUAGGCUAGCUCAGGAGAUUGUCACACGCGACCCGUUGCCGAUUGGAGAUAAGCCCUGGCUUCCGAGUUAACUCCUUGUUAAGAGCCUCCCGCGGUGCUCUAGAAGUGGAGGUGGAGAGAGCUAUGCAGUGGUGUGAUCCUGCCCAGAGACCACGCGGUGCAGCCGGUAAAGGGGUGACCUCUUGAGGCCGCUCUAUCGAGGCUAGGAAAGUGCUGAACACCGAGAGACCUACAAACGUACGGGCCAGUAGGGGCCGCCAGUAAGGCGAGGCGGGAACUGAAGUCCGCCUGAGGGCCUCACUUAGGGGUUUGGUGAUGAGACUUAGACCGCCCUCUAAAUAACGGUGUGAGGGCUCAGCGAUACUAAACUCCAGCUCUAGCAUUUCUAAACAUGCAGAAGGGCCACUUAGCUCCACGGGAAGAGAGGAUGGCCGGUUGCUACAAGACUUUCCCUGCCAUAGUGGUAUCUUAUGUCUCAUGUUAAGAACGUCGUAGUCCUUGGGCAUCAGAUGUUCUCUAAUCAAGGAAACAUAACUGGUGUUCCCCCAGCGGGAGCCUGUUUUUACUAGUGAUGGUUACAUUGUAUUAAGUGCUUGUUGUGUGCCAGGCACUUUGGAACACACUUAUUCCGUUGCAAAUUCACAAAGUAUUUAUUUUAAUUACUGUUUUACAGAUGAGGAAAUGACUAAGGGAGUUAGAAUUGGAGGCAAAUUUGAACCCAGACCUGUUGGAUUCCUCACCCCUUGCUCUUAACCUUUGUGUCUCUGCCAGAGAGGCUCCUCUGUCCCUGUUUGCUGACAUUCCACUUCUAAGUAUUUUCUCCUACUCCAUAAAGAUUCAGAGGUAUAUAUGAUGCUGUUAAUUUUUUUAAUGCUCCAUUAAGCUCCAUCAAGUGAAAAUUUGAAUUACUUAUAAAAAAAAUAGAGUUAAACCGAGUUGCUCUCCAUAUAUUUCUAUCAUGUAAAAGAUUACUAACAUUGACGGUUGUUCUUUUCUUGGAGGCAAUUUUUGGGUUAUAUUUUUGAAUUCUUUAACCAUUUUUAUAUUUGUCUAUCCUAUUUUCUGAGUUAAAUUUGGUUACUUUACAUUUUCUUGUAAAGCCGUGUUAUCAAAAUAGCAUUUAAACAAGCACAUAGUAUUUUCUAAAUUAAAAAAAAAACUUACCUUGUUCAUUUCUUAUUUUAUUUCUGAUAUUUUUUAGAAAUUUGCUUGAGCUGCU